Schistosoma margrebowiei is the source of this 6278-nucleotide messenger RNA. The record is from the annotation of a GenBank genome assembly. NCBI's taxonomy places the organism in Eukaryota, Metazoa, Platyhelminthes, Trematoda, Strigeidida, Schistosomatidae.
GUUGUUUGUUCAUUGACGUAAGAGGUGGUCAGAUUAUGCCACACAAGCUACCUUUUCGUGUCGUCUAUGUGUCAAGCCAAGACGAACACUUCCCUGCCACAGAACUAAAUCGUCACCAUCCAGGAACUAAAGGAUGGGUUUCUACUCGCUUUUGUUCUUACCCUCAACAGCUUAUUUUAUCUUUGGAAGCCAAAGCUAGUUUUCGCAAAAUACAGUUGCUUUGCCAUCAAUAUUUAAUUGCAUCAAGGAUUGAGUUUUUCGUCGGAGAUACGCCGGACGAUGAGAUGGAACAUUUUAAAAACGCCAGGUAUACCAGACUUGGAUAUGUAGCGCUAUCAGACAAUCAAGCAACAGAGUACAAAGCGAGGGAAUUAAAGUCAGUCCAUAUUGACGCCUCUGGCUCAUAUAUUCAACUGUUUCUCUAUAAAAACCAUCCGAAUAACUUAAACUUAUACAGUCAGGUUGGGAUUGUCGCUAUAAAUCUGAUCGGCGAUUUUAUCGAUAAGAAUGGACAGUCUGAUUCUGAUGAUUCCCCAGUAGGUCUUUUCAGGCCAGAUUACAUACCUCCCACUGAAGACUUAGCGUUUGACAUGUAUCAAGAUCCCGAAGUUGCUAACAUAAUAAGGAGGUUAGAAAAACAAAAACGUCAAGCUGUUAAGGAUGAACGCUUUGACCAAGCUCAAGGUAUACGAGAUGCUAUAACUCAACUACAUCAGGUCGGUGAACGUCUCGGUAGAUUAGCACUUGAAAAACAACAAGCUGUUGAAGAAGAAAACUAUGAACAAGCUAAGUUAAAAAAGAAUCAAAUAACUGAAAUGCGUACUAACUUAUAUCGAGAUAUUGAUUUAAUGAAAUUGUUAUCUAGUAAUACUUCAACAGAACAACGUGAACAACUUUAUGGUCGAUCGGAUAACCAGUUUCCUGAUACGAAUAAUGACCGGAACAAAAUAAAUCCAAUACAACCAAUACAUUUUCAAAGUUUAUUAAUAAGUGAUGAUCUAAACGAAAAUAGGCGUAGUAAUGGGUCAUAUAAUGUUAAUAACAAUAGUAGCAAUAAUAAUAAUCAAGAUGUUGAUUACUUUCCAUUUCGUCGUGCUUAUCCUUCAAAUGAUCCUGAUGAACGUCCUUUACCAGCUCUUAAAAAUAAGCAUAGAAAUAAUAGUCCAAUAGUCGAUCCAGCUGACGAAGAGCAUUAUACAUCGGAAUUGCCCGUCCCAGUGCUUCAUGAACAAUCUUUUGAGAAUUACAACCAUUCUGAACAUAUACCACCACUUGAUUCAAUUGAAGCUAUUCAAAGAGACAUUGAUACUUAUGAAGAUGAACAAACGAUGAAAUACUUAGAACAAGCAGCUCAUGAUCGCAUGGUCGAUGGUAGAGAAAAUUUUCAGCAUAGUAUACUUGAUCUUCCUGAGCCAAUGAGCGAAACCAAUCGACGUCAGGCUGGUGUAGCUAUUGAUGUUGUAGGCAUUAACCUUGUUACCAAAGCAUAUAGCAAAUCAUGGGUUUUUCGUGAAAAAGCUCUACUUGAAUUAGAACAGCGUGUAACUGCACCGAAACUUCCUCCUCCUGUAUCACUUCCUGAUACAGCACUUCCUGAUCCAAAAGCUGAAAUUCGAUCGACUACAUUUCUUUUACGUCGUGCAUUAAAUGAUCAAGUUUUGUCAAUAUUUCGUUUAGCCACAAAAUUCGUCAAACCAACGAUUGUUAAUUUUGCCGAUAGAUAUGGUAUUCCACGACCUGAUUUAUAUUAUUGCAUGGAUAAAUUAACACCAGUAAUUUUUCAACGAACUGGUGAUACUUCAUCACGUGUUAGAGAGAUAGCUAAACAGCAAAUUCUAGAUAUGGCACAAUGGCCACAGAUGAAGCAAAAUACAACAUUUUGGAAUGAAUUAGUUCGACCCUUUUCUCCUGUAACAUUAGAUCGUUUAGCUUUAAGUCGAAUUGAACUAGCGACAGAAUUAUACGCCAAUCGUGGUGUAGAUCCUGUUUUUUGUAAUGAACACGGACAUGUCAAUCAGGGAAGUUUUACUUUAGAGGCAUUAACUAUAUUCACUGCGAAAUGCUUAGACCAUCGAUCAAACGAAGUUCGUGAAGCUGCUGAAAAUCUUAUAGUUGCUCUUUAUCGUUCUGAAGAUCGAGCUACUGUUCGUAGACUUAUACCUUUAGAUGAUGUAAAUUCCAAUCGACAUCCUUUAUAUAGAAGACUACUUGGAAAAUUUGAUCGGAUCGACGGAAGAUAUGAUCCACCAUUGAACGAUCGACCACCUGCAAUUAAAGCUUCAGUCAAACAAAAAGAAGUUGAAGCACUUCAGGCAGACGUUCAACAACUCCGUGCUAUAGUCGAACAUGGGAAUCGUGGUCAUUUGACUACCCACAAGCCUAAUUCACGUGUAUCACGUACUGUACCUUCGCAAAAUUAUGAUAGAAAAUCUGCCUCAAGAUUAAAGAAUAAUGAUCGUAAAUCUGCAAAUAACUCACAACAUGGGCCUCCAUCUGUAUCACCGAAUCGUCAGAAUCAUACAUCUAAUCAACAUGGUUCACGAAUUACAAAAAGUGACAAUCCAAACAGAAAUUCUUCAACUGCUAACAUUCAAUUGGAAAUAAAUUCACAACAACAUACUGAAGAAGCAGAAUUUUUACUUAGUUUAGAUAAGACAUGUAUAUUUUGUGGUGAACAAAAUGAUUCGUUUACAGAGGAAGGAUUAGAUAUACAUUAUUGGAAAAGUUGUCCAAUGCUUCAUCGUUGUCCUAAUUGUAAACAGGCAUGUUGUUACACUUGUUUUUGUUUUAUAUAUUGCAUGUUUAUAGAAGUAUUUUACUUAGGUGAUCUGAGUAUUGGUACACUAAUUCAUUAACCAAAAUAGCUUUUUUGAUAUAAUUAUAAUUUUAACUUUAGACCAAGUAAUUAGAUGGUGUAGCGAUAAAAUCCUCUCUUGAACUACUUAUGUUUAUUUACUUUAUGGGAUCUUCAGGAGGUAUUAGUUUACUUCUGAUAAACGACGAAUUUCAUGUUAAACAGCCUCUAAGGAAUGUGAUGAAUGCUGUUCUUCGUGUUCUCUCUUUCGAAAUGAGCUCAUGAAAACUGUAUACCCUGUCUGAGCAAAAUUUAAUGAAAUGAUAUAUCGAGUUCGAUUGCAUAAUAUUUCACCACUUCAGGUCAGUUGAUAUCUUUGGGAUAAUUAUUCAAAACUUCGAUGUAAAAUCCGGUAUACGAAAUUGAAGCCAUUAUUAUUCAUUACAUAGAAAUAUGUUCAAAAUCUAUCUUGUCACUAGUUUUUAACGUUUUCUUUUAAAAAAUCUGUUUGCCAUCAAAUGAUUUCACAUCGCCUUAUACUGAAUGUGCUCAUUUUUAUUGUUUGGUGAUGUUUGAUUUGUAGCCGAUGAGCAUUUGGAAAUAUUUUCAUUUCUGCUGUUGAGAAUGGACCUGGGAGAUAUGGGAUCACAUCCACCAGGGAGCAUAAGUACCCUCAAAAUUCCGGAUACAACUUACCUACAAGUGCCCAGAAGCACAAAAACUAGAUUCAUGAUUUCCUAUCGAUUACCUCAAACCGCCUUAUAUUUCAACAUAUCUCUCGCAAUGUCGAGUCACUUAAACUAGUAGCCAUAUUGCAAAUUGGUUUAUAGAAUCCGAUUGCUACUAAAAAAACAGGACAAAUAUAGUGCUAGUCACUACUCGGUGAUCAGUCAGUCUCAGUUUUUUGUAAAUUCUUAUUUCAAGAAACCAAUAAGCAAUCACCUCGUCAGAUCAGAUCAACUUCAUGAUUGUGGAUAAGCAAAGUGCUUACUUCCACUUGAAGUAACCAGUGAUGGUGCUGUUCUGAACAAUUAAAGCCUCACAAUUAAACCAUCCAGCUAGAGAACCAAACAUUACCAAUCACCAAUUAGUUAAAAUAUAUCAAAAUGACGUUUAUUCACACAAAUUUGAAUCACCUUGUUAUAAUAUCUUAUUGAACCGAUGUAACUAUUAGAAUAGACAGGAUGAUCGGAGUGAUAAUCUCCCAAAUGAAUGAAACUUCUCUUGUCAGAAGACAAAAACACCGUUUACCUGAUAGCUUAUAGAUUAAGAAUUAGAUUUUUUCUACGAAUCUCUCUCCGUUUUCAUUCCUUUCUCUCAGUCCAUGUCGUCCCAUGGUAUUUUCAUACCAGGUUUUGUUCAUCCUGACCUCGGAGUUUAGGCUUUUCAUCAGGUCAGUCAGGUCGUUUCCUGAGCACGUCACUAUGGUCCAUUACAGCUUCUCGUAAAACCAAUCUUUAUUGUCGUCAUCGCUAUGAUUGGUAGGUGCAUAACACUGGAUAACAUUCAUUAUGAUUCCCUCCUUCAUUGUUUUGAAGAAUGCUUGGAUGAUCCUGGAUUCAUGAGAUUUCUUUGGGCGACGUCAGAGCAACUCCCUGUAUGUGUGGAGCAUUUUCUUCGUUGUAACCAGAGUACAACACCAUAUCUCUUUUGAAUCUAUCCUUUUCUGUCCAGCUUGGGUCUAAUGUGUUCCACUUAUUCUGAGCACCUCCAAGUUGUAUCUCCUUAUUUCCGUACCUAUAUGAUUGGCCCUUCCGGUUUCUCACAUUGUUCGAACAUUCCAUGUACCUAUGUUAAUUGUUGUUGUCGUCGUUAGAAGGGGCAUAGGCCUCAUGACUUCCGAAGAAUCUCGGUUUCUACCAUGAAGUGUCAUAAUUCUUCUGAAUGGAGAUUCUUCAACUCUGAGGGCACAGUUUAAAUGGUUUAAAUUGUUUAUUCUGGUUAGCUUCUUUUUAGCCAGGUUGUUUUCUGCGAUAUCGGGUUGCUAUGCUCAACCCUCUUCUUUUUACCCUAACUUGGGACUUGGAGUAGCCCUAGAAGAGAUACAGGCGGAGCUAUUAUGAAAUUAAAACUGAUAAAUGUAUACAGAAAACACUUAAGCAUAAUGGUAUCAUUUCUCAGAUAAUGGGUGUUAAAAUGCAAUCACUGUAUCCCAUAUAAGUUAGACAAGUUAUUGAUUUACUGACAAAAUUUUAGAAGUGAUGAAUUACUAGUUUUUCAUUGAUAACAUAAAUAUCAGUUGACUUAUGUAUUGUAUUUUCUACCGAUGUGAUAUACAAACCGUUCUAAGUUUGCUUAGGCGGUAGCAACAAUAAACCGCUACCUGAUGACCGAUGGGUUAUGUAAUUAGACUAUUUGGUAUAGCAAUACGAAUUAUUUAUGUUGUCACUAAACUUAUUAUUUAGAUCAUCUUAUGCUAUUAAUAUUUUAAUGUUGUCUAAAUAUAUUAUACGUACAAACCAAAAUAGGUCCUCAGGUUUGGGAAUAAGAAUAUUUCAAUUUAAAUUACUGAUUAAAUAUAUUUACCUAGUUAGCUGAUCAUGUGUACCAGUAAUAUCAACACGUUCAACUUGUUACAUAUUUAUAGGUAGUUGAAAUAGCUGGUUUAACGGAUCAUUUACUUAAAGAAUGUGAAGCUUGUACACCAGGACAGUAUGUUCGUUGUUCUAAAUGUUCAGAAGCUGUAUUAAAAACACAUUUAAGCAAUCAUCAUUGUUUGCCUAUCAAAUUAUCAUCUGGACUACGCUGUCCACUUUGUCAUCAUGAUUUACCAAAUUUACCAGAUUCAGUUGCUCCUGGUGGUCCAGAAGAUGUUUGGAAAGCUCAUUUAUUAGGUUCAUCCAAUAGUACUAUUCAAAUGCCUCAAUGUACAGAGAAUCCAAGAAGUUUACAAAGUCAACAACAGAAAUAUAAUGGCCAUUCCACAAAAAAUACCAGUACCUCAGAAGCUAAUAAAACGAAAAGUGGAAUACCUCGACCGUUAAAUGUAAACAAAGUUCGUCCGGUUUAACUAACUUGUACUUUAUUUGCUAUAGUUUUUUGUUUUGUUUAUUUUCCCCCCCAAAAAAUCAUUUUCUUUCUACCAGUUACAAUUUUAUUGUUCCAGUCUAUUUCUAAAUAGAAUUUUUUCAAUCAUGUACUAUUCUUUCCAUCUAUGUAUUCUUGGCUCACAAGUGGAUUUCUUAUUCAUGAAUAGUGGUAGUCGUGUAAAUGUGGUUUACUUUAAUUUACUUUCAAUAUAUGAAAAAGGACAUUAAUGUAUAUGAAGAAUAGAAGAUGAAGAAUUAACUCCAUUUAGUUUUUGGAGAAUACAAGCAAUUUAUUAUAAAGUCUGUAAAUCGGUCAAUCUUAUUUUCUCAUUUGAAUCAGUAAUUCAUUUUCAUUAAAUGAAGUUUUGUGUAUGUUGGUUCAAAGCUUCAUUCUUUCAUCAUUUCAUGCUUGUAUACAGUGUUGUUAUAAUUUUAUAAAUAAUAUACUUUUGUUU